This is a messenger RNA of Aspergillus affinis, 1587 nucleotides long. Its product is annotated as amino acid transporter. The transcript is spliced from 4 exons. Gene Ontology annotation, cellular component: membrane. Gene Ontology annotation, biological process: amino acid transmembrane transport. Gene Ontology annotation, molecular function: L-amino acid transmembrane transporter activity. The record is from RefSeq and is a predicted model, not a curated record. Bases 1 to 1587 code for a protein of 528 amino acids. NCBI's taxonomy places the organism in Eukaryota, Fungi, Ascomycota, Eurotiomycetes, Eurotiales, Aspergillaceae.
AUGUCAAUUCCUCAAACACCGUCCGACUAUGAAGCCGAAAGGCCCCUCCUGGAUGGGGGUGCAGAGCCCGAAUACGGAGCAACGUCCGAGCCCGGGUCUACGCGACCGGCCGAGCGCCGCUCGUUCGCACGCAAUCUAGGCACCAUCGAAGCAUUUGGCAUCGUCAUCAGUAUUGUGAUCGGAAGCGGAGUGUUCACGUCGCCGGGUGCCAUCGACACCAAUGUUCCAUCGCCAGGAGCCGCACUCAUCGUAUGGCUGGUCGGCGGAAUCCUGGCUUGGACGGGAGCCAGUACGAUGGCGGAGCUGGGGACUGCAAUCCCCGGUGAAGGUGGAGUGCAGCCAUAUCUGCAAUACAUCUUUGGUGAUGUCUUCGGCUUCCUGGCGGCAUGGACCUGGAUCGUGGCCGUGAUGCCGGCAACACUCGCCAUUCUAAGCAUUGUUUUUGUGGAGAGUAUCUUUUCGGCAGCUGGCGUUACCGAUCAGGCGGGCAGCAUCGGCCAUAAGAUAUUAUCGAUUCUGGUGCUGGUCGCGGUCAGCGUGGCCAACUCGAUCAGUACCAAGGUUAGCACCCGAUUGAACGGCUUCUUCGUCACGACCAAGUUUAUCGCCAUCGGAGCCAUCGUGAUAGCCGGAAUUGUAGUGGUCAUCCUUCAGCUGUCCGGAAUCAAUCGCGAUGCCAGACCAAGGGACUGGCACACCAAACCGUGGUUCGGGUUCAGGGACACCGUAACCCCCGACGGAAGUCUGAUUGACUGGAGCCAAUUGCACGGCUGGGAAAUCCUGGGCCACUACUCAGCGGCGCUGUAUGGCGCCCUGUGGGCUUAUUCUGGCUGGGAUAAGGCCAUCUACGUGUCGGCGGAAUUGUCGGCGCCGGCCCGUCAACUCCCUUUGGCCAUCAAUACGGCAGUUCCGAUCAUCAUUCUUUGUUUCAUCGCAGCAAAUGCAGCAUACUAUAUUCUCCUUCCAUGGAAUGUGGUUGCGACGACCGAUAGCGUGGCCGUGACUGCCAUCACCCUUCUCCUGGGCCGUGGAUUUGGUAUCCUCGCUGCAAUUAUAAUCUGCUUGGUUGUUGCCGGCUCGCUUCUCGGAAAUUCCUUCGUGGCCGGGCGCAUGGUUGUCGCGGCUACGAAUCUGAACUGGCUUCCCCGGUUCUUAGGUUUCGUUGGGCAUAUUGGCAUCAAAUCAAACGAGUCAAGCAACGACACUGCCGACGACGACGACACCUCGACCUCCCGCAGAUCCGAUGCACCGAUCAAUGCUAUCAUCCUGUCCACCGGACUCCCGAUUCUUUACAUUCUGUUCGGCAAUUUCCGAGCGUUGCUGACGUUCAACGGACUCGGCGAAUAUACCUUCUUCUUCCUGACCGUUCUGGGAGCCAUUGUUCUGCGUUUCAGAGAGCCAGGGCUUCAUCGUCCCUAUAAACCCUUCAUUGUGAUUCCGGCUAUCUUCGCGUUGGUUAGUGGAUUUGUUGUUGUGAGGGGAGCAGUUUUUGCUCCCUGGCAAGCUAUCAUUUUGAUCGUGGUUUGGCUUCUUGGAUUUGGUUUCUAUUCGGUUUCUAGACGAUGGAGGGAACCUAGAGAUGCGUGA